CUACUUCGGAAGAUCGUGAGGUGCAAUCUCAAGUGAAGGACAUCGGAGAUAGCAUGGCGACAUUGUGCGAAUACAUUAAAGCAGAAUGCGCAAAGAAAGAGGCAAAGGCACGUAAAAAAGCCGAAAGAAAGGAAGCGGAGCGCCGUGCCAUGGAAGAAAAGGAAGCGAGGGAGCGGAAAGCGAAGAAGAAGGCUGAGAAAGCACGGGAGGAGGAAGAGAGAGUCGCGGCUAUCCGUAAGGAUAUAGAUUUACAUGUCAAACUUACUGUGAAGGAAGCACUCAGCGGAGCCUGCGCUAAGUUCCGGGAGGCGAUCGUCGCCGCGAAGCUCCAUGAGAAGAUGAAGGGGAAGAAAAAACUGAACUACGUACCUGAGGAGGAGUUCUCCGAGUACGAAUUUGUAGGUAGUGAUACGGAGGAGAUUUAUGAACGGCCGCAGGGUCUAAGUAUUAAUGAAAAGCGGAAGAGAGGGCCAGAACUUGUUUUCGAGGAUAGCCCGCCCAUGGAGUUGCCGGCGAAAAGGACACCGAAGCGUACACCGUGGAGAGGGAUCCUUAAACUGGAGGUGAAGGCAGUGCAGCAGGAGUUUGAGGACUGCUAUCCGAAUAAUAUGUGUCUGAAGCGAACUGAUGAUGGCUCUGGAAGUUUUGAUUUCCUGGGAUGCAGAGUACACGUAGGCAGUACCUAUCCGUAUGCCGGAUGCGUGCAGAUGUCGAAAAACGAGGUCGAACGUAUCUCGCGGAACGCCAGCAUUCGGAUGUUGGCGCUACGUGAGAACGGGAGUGGGUAUGGGGAAGGAUGGAUUUGUAAGGUGAAAAAGGUCGGAGGGAACGCCCUGAAGAGACACCGUGGCUGGUGUCGAAACGCGGCGUCGGGGACGCCAUACCUGUAUUGUGCUACUCUGUAAUAUUCGACGUUUUUUGUCUCACGUUCGAUGUUGCGUGAGUGAUGUUGUGCAUGAAAACGCUUUGCUUUCAUACUCUAUGAAUCUUCACCCCCGCAGUUGACCUCACACUACUUUCAUCGAUAGGAUGAGCAAAAAUCAAAUGAACCCCACGAC
This is a messenger RNA of Chara braunii, 1058 nucleotides long. The record is from the annotation of a GenBank genome assembly. NCBI's taxonomy places the organism in Eukaryota, Viridiplantae, Streptophyta, Charophyceae, Charales, Characeae.